AUUAUUAUUUUUUUUCAACAGAGAGCUUUGUGACUUUUGAAAAAUUUCCUUCAUACAGAUACAAAUAAUGUAAGAAAGUAUCGAAAAGCACAAUUGUUUCUGAGUCCUAGAAACCAUCCAACUUAGUAUCCUAUGAGGCUAAGCAGCAAGCUAUAAAUGGAGACUCCAGUCAGACGUUGGUUGAGAUUAUCGUUUCAUAUUUGAGUUACCAGUGAGAUUUUUAUAUCACAAAAUCAAUUAACUAUCCUGACCGGUAUCAACUAAUAUGAAGCUCCACAUAGUUAUGAUUAUGUUGAUGUUGAUCGCUUCAAUCGUCGGAUAUUCAGAGGAUAUUCAGAGAAAUACAUCAAUCAGAAUAAAAUUUCUCAAUCGUUUUUGUCCAAGAGACAACAUAAAAUUGUACACAGAUGAAGCACAGACUGUAGUUGAAGACCUGCAAUUCUUUUAUGGUCCCUAUGUAGCCACACUUCCUUAUGGCUUAUCACAGGCUUCCAAACAGAAGAGAAUAUACACAUUGGAUUAUUUCAAGUUCAUGAAGAGGAAUUAUGAUCAUAUCUACAACUGCCAGGCAACUAUAGAUUACACGUCUUUCGUCAUAAGGUUUAAAAUAAAAUUCUGCAAAAUAUUUGGAGAGUCCUCGCAUCAACAUGGCUUUGGAUCUACACUAUAUGGAUCCAGAGAAUAUAGAAUGUAAGAACGUAUAUUUUAUGCAUAAAAUAUACAUUAUAAACUCUCUAUAUAAUAAGGAACACUCCAACUCAAAAUCUGAUGGAUAAAUAAAUAAACUUUUAUGAUCAAUGAUGUUGUUGUCUCUUUGAAUAUUUUCGUUGGAUUGCCCCUGUUUGGAUCUUUCAAUCCCUUUUUUUUCAACAUGAUUUACAAAUUACAAUUACCAAA
This is a messenger RNA of Nilaparvata lugens (brown planthopper), 897 nucleotides long. RefSeq lists its product as uncharacterized. Lineage: Eukaryota; Metazoa; Arthropoda; Insecta; Hemiptera; Delphacidae. The record is from RefSeq and is a predicted model, not a curated record. Bases 266 to 694 code for a protein of 142 amino acids. The transcript is spliced from 5 exons.